Mucor velutinosus is the source of this 2358-nucleotide messenger RNA. RefSeq lists its product as uncharacterized. The transcript has 5 exons. Bases 1 to 2358 code for a protein of 785 amino acids. The record is from RefSeq and is a predicted model, not a curated record. NCBI's taxonomy places the organism in Eukaryota, Fungi, Mucoromycota, Mucoromycetes, Mucorales, Mucoraceae.
AUGUUCACAAAGUCGUCCAAAGAUGCUAGCCAACAGCAGAGCAAGCUAACACCAGCAAAAAAGCAUCAUUCACGAAGCCAAUCAUCGUCAUCUGCUUCAACAUCUGCUGCUCUCAAUAUCAAUACGUCUAAUAACAGCACUAAUGAUUCCUUCAAAUUGAACGACGCUAAUUCAAGAGGUUGGCUAGAAUCAUCUGGCGUACAGGUGAAUCCCUCUCGUUCACUAGAAAAGAAAUCGCAUCACCGAAAGCAGGCAAAAGAACUAUCGCAGAAAGAUGUCUUGGGCGCUGUGUCUGUGGAGGAUAUAUUCAAACUGACUGAAAUGACAGCGAGAUUACCUGAAGUGACUCCACAGGCAUCAACAUCAAAAAGCAAGAACAAGAACCACCAUCGACAUACCUCAGAACCCGCAUCCACCACCCAAAAACCGCUAGAAAUGCCCACCACCUCUCCACCUACAGCUACUGGUGCACCCACAGAGUUGCCUGUUAUCACCACAUCACCCGAUCUCAUCACAAGUUCAUCUUCUAAAAGCAGUCUUUCAUCCUCAUUAGAACCUGUUCAAGAGCAGAAACGUUCUUCCUGGUUACAUCGAAAGAAGAAGGACACAAGCAAAUCAGCUGCAGCAUCCAUUGUGGACGAAUUCUAUCAGAAAAACCCCAAGGAAGACAAUGUGCUUUCCCGCAUACAUUCAAUCAACAUUACGCCUCUAUCUGAUAUCAAAUUUGGACACAAGAAAGCAUCAAAUCUGCAAAAGGAGUCAGAGGUAUCAGAGCCAGAGAGUCGCAGGCAUUCAGCUGAUAAUCACAUCAAUGCUCAAGUGGACACACGGGAGGAGGCUGUGUUGGGUGAAGCCAAGAGGGACGUGCAUGAAGAAAGACCAGACCUUUUUUUGCAUGUAUCAAACGAGGGGCUCGGUGAAGAGAGAGAUCAAACACAUGCAGUCAUUGAGAAACGGCAGCCUGAAGAGCAAGAUGAUGAUCAAGAGAAAGAGGAGAUCAUCACCAUGAAAUUUGACUACUUUACACUACCAACUGAAGUGAAAGGCUUGAUUGAUGCUUAUGAACAUAAGGGCAAGGUAGAACGGAAGCGGAUGGUUGUCAAGUUUAGAAAAGGAAGUAGCCUGGCCAGCAGCAGUGAUAAUACCAGCAGCUUCAUGCAUGAAGAUGGUGACGAAGAUGACUAUUAUGAUGAUGAGGAAGAAGAAGAAGAUAUCGAUGAAGAUGACAAUAGCAACAAAAAUGUAGUUUAUUAUCGAGAUCUGAUAGUGGGCGAGUACGAAAAGAUCAACUACAGAAACAAUCCAGUGAGGGAUAUAGCCAUAUUAUCAACAUCACUGUCAGACAACAUUGAAUUCAUAAAACUGAUACAACUAUCAUCAGAAGAUCCUCCAGAUCAAGGACCUUUGCUUGAUCUACAUGUAUCUAUGUUUGGGGACCAGAAUAGCGAUAUGGACAUGAACAACGAAGCAGAGGAGCUUGAUACCGUACUCCAGAACAUACAGAGCAGACUGGUCAUACUGGACGCUUUUAAAAAGGAAUCAAAUAGCUUUCUCCAGGACCACAUCAGCACCAUGGAAUCUCUCAAUUUAUACCAGCGCCAUAACAAUGAAAUACCCAAACUUUCACGCACAUAUUCCCAACCUUCAUUUACGCCAUAUACCACCGAAGAUCCCGACUCCAUAUCCUAUACAUCAUCAUCCUCAGGCUCCUCAUUUGUAUCUACCGACUCCUCUUCAUCAUCAUCGUCAGGCGUUAUCCUUCGACCCACGCGAGAAAUGCUAUCGCAUCGAAGUUCGUUCAAUAGACAUGCCCAAUCCAUGUACAUUGAGCAUACAGAAGUGAAAACAAGCGACCCAUUCACGUAUCGCCAAGAAGAGAUCAGCUGUUUAAUUAAAUCACUCGAAGCAGAAUUAGUUGAAUUCAAAUCAUCACUACAGAAUACAGAGGAUCUGGUGAAUGAUGUCCAAGUAGAUAUGGAUGACUUUAGAAAUCGAAUGGAGACGUAUAUCAAAGACAUUCCUGAGUCACAUUAUUCAGCGCUCAAGAAACUUGAGGUCGACAUUGAGUCCAUUCUGUCCAAAAGAGCCAAGAAUCCUUGGCUGGACACAGGCUAUGCGCUGCUAUCCUAUCUGCUGACAUUGUUUGCAUUAGUAGUUUGGAUCGUCAUUUACAUUCUGAAGUGGGGCAAAAAAGUAGUGUUGUUCCCGCGCAAGCUAUGGAGGGAUUAUUCAGAUUAUCUAGUGGAGCGUAACAAGGUUGUCAAAAAAGCAAGCAUGCGAUCUGUUGCAGCCGGGACAAGCACAUCAUUGUUUCAGAAAAACAACAACCAAAACAGACAGAGAUCUGCUGCUGCAUGA